AUGCGGGAGCUGGCGACGCUCGGGGUGGAUGUCUCGCUGGACGACUUUGGCACCGGCUACUCGUCGCUGGCGUACCUGAAGCGCCUGCCGAUCCAGGAGAUCAAGAUCGACCGCUCUUUUGUGCAGGACGCCCCCACCAACGCCGACGAUGGCGUGCUGGUGGAGAGCAUCCUGUCGGUGGCUCGGCAUUUCGGUCUGCGCGUGGUGGCCGAAGGUGUCGAGACCCAGGCCCAGGCCGAUUUCCUGAGCCAGCGCGCCCAGGACAUCGUGCACCAGGGCUACCUGUUCGGGCGCCCCGAACCCCAGGCUGAUUGGGUGGCGCGGCUGGCUCCAGCGCAGGCCUUGGUGUAG
Ostertagia ostertagi is the source of this 351-nucleotide messenger RNA. The record is from the annotation of a GenBank genome assembly. Lineage: Eukaryota; Metazoa; Nematoda; Chromadorea; Rhabditida; Trichostrongylidae.